CCUGUGUUUUAGCCAAGUGAUGGGGAGGCAAUUGAUGAACUAAUUGUUUCUAGAAUUGUGUCAUAUAAAGGUAUAAUGAAGGAGACAAAGAGAGGACCAGAACCAGAUAUCUUCACUGCCAAAACAAUUUGUUUAAGCUAUAUAGUCACUCAGGAAGGUUUUUCAUUCAUAUUAGGAAAAGAUGGGAAAUGAAAAACUGGAUCUGUGUGUGCUAGUAACUAAGCCCUUGUGAGAGCCUUCUCACUUUUUAAGUCAGUGGGAAUUAUAUGGGCUUUCAACUUUGUGGAAGCAGGAAUUACAAUAGGAGAUAAGGAAGUAAGUUAUUUUUCCUUUUGGGAUAAGCUGAUAUUUAAUCAGUAACAAAUUUCUAAAGUUAGUGACUUUACUAUUCAGAUUUGCAAAACUAGAAAAUAUUAUGUAUCUAAUUAUCUGAUUUCUCUUCUUUUCUAGGAGGUGUGAUUGCCUACAUUAGUUCUUCCAGCUCAGCCUCUAGCCCUGCCUCUUGUCACAGUGAGGGUUCUGAUAAUAGUUUCCAGUCCUCCUUCUCUUCUGUUCCAUCUUCUCCAAAUAGCUCUAAUUCUGAUAACAAUGGUAAUCCCAAAAGUGGUGAUCUCUCCAGUAUUGAAGGCAUUCUGAAGAAUGAUCGAAUAGAUUGUUCUAUGAAAACAAGCAAGUCAGGUGCACCUGGGAUGACAAAGAGUCAUAGUGGAGUGACAAAAUUUAGUGGCAUGGUUCUACUGUGUAAAGUCUGUGGGGACGUGGCAUCAGGAUUCCACUAUGGAGUUCAUGCUUGUGAAGGCUGCAAGGGUUUCUUUCGGAGAAGCAUUCAGCAAAACAUCCAGUACAAGAAGUGCCUGAAGAAUGAAAACUGUUCUAUAAUGAGAAUGAAUAGGAACAGAUGUCAGCAGUGUCGCUUCAAAAAGUGUCUGUCUGUUGGAAUGUCGAGAGAUGCUGUUCGGUUUGGUCGUAUUCCUAAGCGUGAAAAACAGAGGAUGCUAAUUGAAAUGCAGAGUGCGAUGAAGACCAUGAUGAACAGCCAGUUCAGUGGUCAUUUGCAGAAUGACACAUUAGUAGAACAUGAACAGACAGCCUUACCAGCCCAGGAACAGCUGCGACCCAAGCCCCAGCUGGAGCAAGAAAACAUCAAAAGCUCUCCUCCUCCCUCUUCUGAUUUUGCAAAGGAAGAAGUGAUUGGCAUGGUGACCAGAGCCCACAAGGAUACCUUUAUGUAUAAUCAAGAGCAGCGAGAAAACUCAGCAGAGACCAUACAGCCUCAGAGAGAACGGAUUCCCAAGAACAUGGAGCAAUAUAAUUUAAAUCAUGACCGUUGUGGCAAUGGGCUUAGCCAUUUUUCUUGUAGUGAGAGCCAGCAGAAUCUCAAUGGACAGUAUAAGGGGAGGAACAUAAUGCAUUACCCAAAUGGGCAUGCCAUUUGUAUUGCAAAUGGACAUUGUAUGAACUUCUCCAAUGCUUAUACUCAAAGAGUAUGUGAUAGAGUUUCGAUAGAUGGAUUUUCUCAGAAUGAGAACAAGAAUAGUUACCUGUGCAACAAUGGAGGGAGAAUGCAUCUGGUUUGUCCAAUGAGUAAGUCUCCAUAUGUGGAUCCUCACAAAUCAGGGCAUGAAAUCUGGGAAGAAUUCUCAAUGAGCUUCACCCCAGCAGUGAAAGAAGUGGUGGAAUUUGCAAAGCGCAUUCCUGGAUUCAGAGAUCUCUCUCAGCACGACCAGGUCAACCUUCUAAAAGCUGGCACUUUUGAGGUUUUAAUGGUACGGUUUGCUUCAUUAUUUGAUGCAAAGGAGCGUACUGUCACUUUUUUAAGUGGAAAGAAGUAUAGUGUGGAUGACUUGCACUCAAUGGGAGCCGGGGAUCUGCUGAACUCUAUGUUUGAGUUUAGUGAGAAGCUGAAUGCCCUCCAGCUUAGUGAUGAAGAGAUGAGUUUGUUUACAGCAGUUGUCCUGGUAUCUGCAGAUCGAUCUGGAAUAGAAAAUGUCAACUCUGUGGAGGCUUUGCAGGAAACCCUCAUCCGUGCACUAAGGACCUUAACAAUGAAAAACCACCCAAACGAGGCCUCUAUUUUUACAAAACUUCUUCUAAAGUUGCCAGAUCUUCGAUCUUUAAACAACAUGCACUCUGAGGAGCUCUUGGCCUUUAAAGUUCACCCCUAAGGCCUUUGUUGUUUAAACAUGAACUGAGUCAUGCUAACUGUACAUUUUGUGCUAAAAUGCUUAUUUAUAUGUGUAUACUGUACCAUAUGUGGAGAUACAAAACACCUUUAAGACAAUACAAGAUUGUAGGCUAUCUCUUAGUCAUGCAGUAGCUGUUUGGAUUGAGAUUUUUUCCAGCCAUGAUUAGACAGUGACCGCAUUUCCCUGAUAGACCAAUCAGCUGUGUCGCACUUAAACUGGAGAAGUUACACUGAAUUAUAGUUACACUGAAUGUUAGACACUUUCAUCUGCCAAAACCAAAAACUAUUUUGAUCUCCCUGUGGUAUACAUACAAUGCGCAGUCACAAGUAUAUGAGGACUUAAAAAUUAAUCCUUUGUGGUAGAAGUUCUAUUGUAUGAUAGAAAUUUGAUUUUACCACAAGACUAUUUGAUCUGUUAAUUGGAGACUUUGUAGGUUAAGAGAUUUCCUUGUCUGUGUUUUACUCUGCCACUGUUAAAAGUAUGACCCCGGGCAGGUUACUUGGUUAUGGAAAAUGAGAAUUGAUAGUGUUCCCAAUGCCCCAUCUCACAGAGAUACUAAAAAUGUAAAGCAUAUUUACCUCUUGGGAGAUAGGCACUAUGUAAAUAAGGUAAAACUUUUUGUUACUAUAAUUAUUCAUUAUAAUAAUCUUUUCUGAUUUGUAAGCAUUUCUUAGAAAUCCUAUCACAGUCCACACCAAUCUGUUAUUCAGGGUUCCUACAUAUGUGUGUGGUGUCAUUCUGGCACACACAUAGUCAAAGUUUAUGGGUACAUCAGAUACAUAGUAUGUGUACAUAAUAUGUAUGUGAAUAUAGUUAUACAUAAAUAUAUUUCUUCACAAUAUUUUAAACUGUGAAGAACUUUAUCAUACAGUAAACUUAAAACAAGAGGUGUCAAAAGACCCAAAUUAGGUGCAUUUUACCUGUUGAUGACAAAACCAUUGCUUUAAAUGUUUAGACAGUAGAAUAUUGAACUUACGCUCUAUUUUUGUUUAAGCAACACUUAAUGUAAAAGUGCAACAGGCAGUCGAAUCCAAAUUUCAAAGAAUAUGUAUUUUAGAGUUCAUCUUUGGUAAAGCGUGGUUCAAGGUACUAGUAGUUUAAAAGUUUAGUCAGAUUCUUACCUUGAACUAAAAAAGGUAACAUUGCUGCCCCUUAUACACAUGCUGCGGCUUGAUCAUAAAUACUUUGAUUCUUUCUGGAGAACUAGCCAAUGUUUAAGAAGGUCAGUUAAGAUGUUGGCGUGUGUGCGUGUGUGCAUGUGUGCGCCCCGAGUCUACUUCCCCCCACUAAAUAACACUACAGGGAUUUUGUCAAAUUAGAUUCACCUAUAAUUUGGAAAAUCAUUUAGUAUGUGACCUACAGGUUUAGAAGUGGUAUAGUCAAAAACAUUUCAUUCACAUUUCUAAUAUUGGGCUUUAUUAAAUAGGUAAGAUCAACCUCGGUUUAUGGGAGUAGGAGAAAUAGCCAAAGUUGAGGAUUUUACGUAUGUUUUUCUGUUUCCCUAGAAAAUAGCAGUGGUUUUUUUUUUUUUUUUUUU
Miniopterus natalensis is the source of this 3723-nucleotide messenger RNA. The record is from RefSeq and is a predicted model, not a curated record. NCBI's taxonomy places the organism in Eukaryota, Metazoa, Chordata, Mammalia, Chiroptera, Miniopteridae.